GGCCGUCAGCUUUCUUCUGUAUGAUACCGUUAUCCAUAUUGGUGAUGAGAUCCAGUAUAUCUGGCGGGGUAAAAAAAAUCUCAUCACAUGUGCUUACGUUUCGAUGCGACAUAUACCCUACAUUGCACAAUUGUCAACCCUAAUCUUCUUCUUCCAACUGGAAGCCGGUCGCGAUCAUUCUCCGACACUGUGUCAUGGCCUUAUCGCAUACCAACUUGGUGUCAACCAGGCUGUGACAAUCAUUGUUGAGGCAAUUCUUCUGAUGCGCAUCUAUGCACUCUUCAAACAAAACAUUAUGGUCAUAAUCAGCGUUCUCGUACUGUUUACGGCGGAAAUUGCCGCUAUGAUCACGAUUCUGGCGCUCGGCGUCCCGAAAAUCGAGUUCAACUCGGUAUGUUUGGUUAGGAGCAUACCAUCAAUCAUGACCCCAUACUGGGCACUGUCGCUUAUUUUUGAAACAGCGCUGUUUGCCCUUACAUUGUACAAGUUUCUCACAGAUUAUGUCAAAGGACAACACUCAAUCCUGACGCUGAUCAUCCGUGAUGGCACAUGGGCUUAUGCAGCCAUCUUUGUGGCUAUGCUUGUCAACACGCUUUUGUAUCGAUUGGUCCACAACUCUUUAGCCGGACUCUGCUUCGCCUGGGAGUCUGCUAUCAUAUCAACAGUGGGAUCGCACAUUCUACUCAAUUUGAGGCGAUUUGGAGCGCAAUGUGUGCAUUCGUCAAGAUCUGUUAGGAAGCUGAGCGAGGCCAGUUCCAUAUCUUUCGCGACACCUCUCCAACGGCCAUCGCAUUUCAAUCAUUCUUUGGAGGAAGGUGUGACGGAUGGAUUGCGCGAGUUGGAAGAUUUUUGCAGCGCAACGUCCAGCGAUGAUCGCUUUGGGCCUUGAUGACUGGUUAAUGAAUAUUUGGUCCCUUCUACGGUAUUUGGGUUACGUCCGCACUACGUAUAGACACUGUUAACGGCUCUCAGACUCUGCGCGUCGGCGAUAGCUCGGCCUCGCUAAGCUUUCACGUGCAGCGCAGCGUGCUUGUGUAUCCGUAGUACGUACAUGGUGGAUGGAAGUGCUGGUACAAAUCGAACUCCACGUCACCGCGGCUGCCGUUCA
Messenger RNA from Laetiporus sulphureus 93-53, 1108 nucleotides. RefSeq lists its product as uncharacterized. NCBI's taxonomy places the organism in Eukaryota, Fungi, Basidiomycota, Agaricomycetes, Polyporales, Laetiporaceae. The transcript has 9 exons. The record is from RefSeq and is a predicted model, not a curated record. Bases 104 to 889 code for a protein of 261 amino acids.